This is a messenger RNA of Portunus trituberculatus (swimming crab), 3072 nucleotides long. RefSeq names its product ATP-sensitive inward rectifier potassium channel 12-like. The transcript has 10 exons. Gene Ontology annotation, biological process: potassium ion import across plasma membrane; regulation of monoatomic ion transmembrane transport. Lineage: Eukaryota; Metazoa; Arthropoda; Malacostraca; Decapoda; Portunidae. The record is from RefSeq and is a predicted model, not a curated record. Gene Ontology annotation, cellular component: plasma membrane. Bases 1008 to 2933 code for a protein of 641 amino acids. Gene Ontology annotation, molecular function: G-protein activated inward rectifier potassium channel activity.
AGGUGCCACGGCAUUCCCGUGGCCAGAGGUGUGUGUUGGCAGUACUUCUUGCCGUGGGAGACAUUUGGUAAUGGAAGGCUGCGGUGUGGAGGUGCGUGGAGGCGGGGCGGCGGGGUGGGGCAGGGCAGUCUGACGUCUUCUCAGGGCGCGCCAACACCACGCGCACCGCAGCUUCGAGCCACAGCAAGUGUUGAGAGCUCCGAGCGCGUCGCGAGUCUCCGCCGCUGCGACCACCACGCUCCGCCUCCGUGUGGUGCAGGCGUCCGGGAGUGCGUGCCACCUCACGCCUUCAACUUGUCUCGCGUUGUUACGUGAGUCUCUGAGUUGAGGUGAGGCCACCGGUGUCAUCUCUGAGUGAGUGUUUAGUUACACACUUCCCUGCUUGCUGUGUCUGGUUUAUGCAGGAUGAGCACGGCAGAAACCUGUUGUGUGUUGUGACGUGUGGGUCGUGGACUGCUGCCUGCCAUCCAGCCCCUGACUGUGUCGCGUGCGUGCAGCAUUGCAGUGUAGUGGUGAAAGUGGAAUUUUGUUCUGCGUCAUUACGCGCCCAGUGGUCUUUGGGAACAGAGUGGCUGUGCUUAUCUGGCAGUGCAAUUGUGCAGGUGUUGCGCGUCGGUAAUUACCUUAGCGUUACGAUCCUUGCUCUUGGUCGCUGUUCACCACCGCUGGGUUUUAAUGAGCGCGGCUGUGCAACUGGCCAAGUGUUAAGGAAGGCUUGACGACAGCCGCACAUAAGCAGUGUGAGGGUUACGGUCAGUUGAGGUGCGAGGCUGGACUGGCGAAGGUGGCCACCUGAGCUGGCCGGCACGGAGCUCCCGCAACCCUUAGCCACGACUCCAGGAGAGGCAGCCCUGGGUAGGCUGCCUUCCCCUACCCUGCGCAAGAGACCCCCGCCUCCUUCUCUGCCGCUGCUGAGUCUUCCGGACACAGGGCCCCCGUCAGGCACCGUGUGUGAGGGGCAGGCGUGUGGGCGGCCGCGUGGAUGUGGGUGCGGCGGUGACGUCGGGAUGAAGGUGAGCGGCGGCGAGGGUGCGGGACCCGCGGGACCCGUGUGGCAGACUCUCAAGGGCCUCAGCUCCCGGGAAUCUUCCUGCGGUAGUCCUACCAGCCCUGGCCCCCAGCAGCAGCAGCAACUGCAGCAGCAGCAGCGGGGCCUGCAGAGCUCCAACGCCGUAGCCGAACGCUUGGCCCGCCGGGACUCCUGCCCCCUCGACGCCUCCUCCUCCUCCUCCCGCCCGAAGGAGGUCACCCUGCCCCACCUUAUCCUGCCCGAAGGGGACCGCUCGCCAGUGCUCUACAACGGGUCUGUGGCGACGCCCGUGUCCGCGCCGCCCAUCACUGCUUCGGGGGAUGUGGGUGGCAGGACGCCCUGGGGGCCGCCCUCCUCCUCCACCACGUCUACCUCACUGUCUAACACUAACCUCACCCUCCACAAAAACGCCGCCGUCACCCCCAACAACAUGCUCCUCACCAACAACAACAUCGGCAACGCCACCACCACCUCGCCCAAGGACGACGAGACACCCACCGCUGACACCCCCGAGGCGGAGACACCCAGCGUGUUCAGCUUCCUGUCAGGGCUGCCCUACCAGUUCAUGAUUGAUCUGUACAGACACACGCGGAUCAGUAGCAAGAAAAUGCGCAAGCGUGUGGUGCAGAAGAACGGAGAGUGCAAUGUGUCCCCUUCCAACGUGGCCAAGAGAAGGAGACGGUACCUGCAGGAUAUUUUCACUACACUGGUCGACAUACAGUGGCGGUGGACCCUGCUAGUGUUCGCCAUGUCAUUCAUCAGCUCGUGGCUUCUAUUCGCUCUGGUGUGGUGGGUCAUCGCCUACUUGCACGGGGACCUCCUGCCGCACCACCUCCCCGACCAGCAAGCCGCCUCCAACUGGACGCCGUGUGUAAUGAGUAUCUUCAGCUUCACCUCCUGCUUCCUGUUCAGCGUGGAGACCCAGCACACUAUUGGUUACGGGUCCCGCCACACCACAGAGAAGUGCCCGGAAGCCAUCUUUGUCAUGUGUAUUCAGAGCAUCACAGGGGUCAUGAUACAGGCCUUCAUGGUGGGCAUUGUGUUCGCCAAACUGUCGCGGCCCAAGAAGCGCACCCAGACCCUUAUGUUCUCGCGCAACGCCUGCCUGUGUCUGAGGGAUGGCGAGAUGUGCAUGCUCUUCCGCGUGGGCGACAUGAGGAAGUCACACAUCAUCGAGGCUCACGUGCGCGCCCAGCUCAUCCGUAAGAGAGUCACGCUGGAGGGAGAGGUGCUGCCUUUCUUCCAGUACGAGUUGGACGUGGGUUAUGACAUCGGCGAGGACAGAAUCUUCUUCAUUUGGCCCAUGACGAUCAUCCACAAGAUCAAUGAGAACUCGCCUCUCUUUGACCUCUCGGCUCAUGAUCUGCUGAGGGAGAAGUUUGAGAUCGUGGUUAUCCUGGAAGGCGUCAUCGAGUCCACAGGCAUGACCACGCAGGCUCGUUCUUCAUAUCUACCCAAUGAGAUUCUCUGGGGUUACCGGUUCGAGCCCCUGGUGACGUUCAAUAAGGAGUUCGGGGAAUAUGCCGUGGAUUACUCUCUCUUCAACAACGUAUACCAGGUGAACACGCCGCUCUACUCUGCGAGGGAACUGGCGCGCCUCAACAGCCAGGAGUCAACGCCAGAAAGAGAAGGCGAGAACUCCAGGUCAUCGUCCCGCCAGCAGCAGAUAGGACAGAAGGAGGAGGAAGAGGAGGAGGGCGAAGAUGAGGAUGAUCAAGAGACCUCCUCCAUCAUCCCAGUCACACCUCUCACGCCCGCCACUCCCAUGUCUCCGCUGACGCCCAUGACGCCCACCUCCGCCUCGGGCACCGGAUCCUGCGCCCUAGACAUGCACUGCGCCAGCGCCGCCUGCGAGGACGCCAAUGCCACCCAGCCCCUUCUGCAGGACCACAAUCAUGUCUAGCAGAUCGCCCCGGGCACCCGCGGGUGUCCGUGUCCGUGCCUUACUGGGGUGGAGAUGACACUGCGGGUGCGAGGUUGCCGUAGCGGACAGCCGUGCCCCAGUGAGCCCGCCCAGCUGCCCUUGCCUGCCCUCCGCCCCU